This is a messenger RNA of Gorilla gorilla gorilla (western lowland gorilla), 1582 nucleotides long. RefSeq names its product putative zinc finger protein 75C. The record is from RefSeq and is a predicted model, not a curated record. Gene Ontology annotation, molecular function: RNA polymerase II cis-regulatory region sequence-specific DNA binding; DNA-binding transcription factor activity, RNA polymerase II-specific. NCBI's taxonomy places the organism in Eukaryota, Metazoa, Chordata, Mammalia, Primates, Hominidae. Gene Ontology annotation, biological process: regulation of transcription by RNA polymerase II.
UGGCACCAGAUGGGUGUGAAUGUCACACACAGGAGUAAAACUCUUCCUAGAGCAAAUGAUGAGAGAGCUGAAGGCAGAUGCAUGCUUGAACUCUCAUAUGGGGGCUAUGUGGGAGACCAACAGGUCUGUGAAAGAGAACUCCAGUCAGAGUAAGAAAUACAGCACACAAAUAGAGUGCCUCGGUCCUGGGAGUGCUUGCAGGCACUUCCGGAGCUUCCAUUAUCAUGAAGCAACUGAACUGCUUGAGGCUAUCAACCAACUUCAGAAAUUGUGCCCUCAGUGGCUGAGGCCAGAGAUCCACUCAAAAAAGCACAUUUUGGAAAUGCUGGUACUAGAGCAGUUCCUGACCAUUCUGCCAAGGGGGACCCAGAACUGGGUGCAGAAGCAUCAUUCACAGCUUGUCAAACAGGCUCUGGUCCUGGUGGAACGCUUGCAGAGAGAACCUGGUGGAACAAAGAAUGAGGUCACAGCCCAUGAGCUGGGAGAGGAGGCAGUGCUCUUGGGAGGAACAACAGUGGCCCCAGGCUUCAAGUGGAAGCCAGCAGAGCUCGAACCAAUGGGUCUGUUCUAGAAAGAAUACUGGAACACACACAGGGUACUACAAGAACAGCUGGGCUGGAAUACUCACAAAGAAACCCAGCCUGUAUAUGAAAGAGCUGUGCAUGUUCAACAGAUUUUAGCCCUUUCUGAGCACAAAAGCACCAAAGACUGGAAGAUGGCACCUAAGCUCAUCUGGCCUGAGUCCCAGAGUUUGUUGACAUUUGAAGAUAUGGCUGUGUACUUUUCUGAGGAAGAAUGGCAAUUAUUAGGUCCUCUUGAAAAGACUCUCUACAAUGAUGUAAUGCAGGAUAUCUAUGAGACUGCCAUCUCUCUAGGGUUAAAGCUAAAAAAUGACAAUGGAAAUGACUAUCCUAUAAUAUCUGUUUCUGCACCUGAAAUACAAACAGCAGGAUACAAAAUAUCAAAAAAGACCAGAAUGAAAAUUGCCCAGAAAACAAAGGGCAGGGAAAAUCAUGGUGAUACACACAGGGUACAGAAAUGGCAUCAAGCUUUUCCAAGGAAGAAAAGAAUUACAACUUGUAAACAAGAGCUUCCAAAACUUAUGGAUCUUCACGGGAAAGGCCACACAGGAGAGAAACCUUUUAAAUGUCAGGACUGUGGGAAAAUCUUCAGAGUUAGCUCAGAUCUUAUUAAGCACCAGAGAAUUCACACUGAAGAGAAACUCUAUAAAUGUCAACAAUGUGACAGGAGGUUUAGAUGGAGUUCAGGUCUUAAUAAGCACUUCAUGACACAUCAAGGAAUAAACCCAUAUAGAUGCUCAUGGUGUGGGAAAAGCUUUAGUUAUGACACAAAUCUACAAACACACCAAAGAAUUCACACAGGAGAGAAGCCCUUUAAAUGUCAUGAAUGUGGGAAAAUAUUCAUUCACAAAUCCCACCUUAUUAAAUACCAGAGAACUCACACAGGUGAGCAGCCUUAUACUUGUAGCAUAUGCAGGAGAAACUUUAGUAGGCAGUUGAGCCUUCUCAGACACCAGAAACUCCACAGAAGACGGGAAGCAUGUCCAAUGUCUCCAAACUGA